This is a messenger RNA of Leptomonas pyrrhocoris, 536 nucleotides long. RefSeq lists its product as hypothetical. Lineage: Eukaryota; Euglenozoa; Kinetoplastea; Trypanosomatida; Trypanosomatidae. The transcript has a single exon. Bases 153 to 536 code for a protein of 127 amino acids. The record is from RefSeq and is a predicted model, not a curated record.
GCAAUACCUUCUCACUGUACGCUUCUUUUUGAUCUAUCGCUCCCAGACUUUCCUUCUUUCCUUCUAACCGUUUUCUCCUCAACGGAAACAACUUUCUAGCUUUCUCCUGUUCAACAGCAUCAACUGGAAAAAAAAAACACGUCAACUCCACCAUGGUCUGCGUCCCUCUCGUCUACAGCGGCAUUCUUGGCUGCACCGCCUGCAUUGCCGGCGCCGUCGGCUCUCAUGGCCUGAAGAGCAAGACCGAGGAGCAGCGCAACGCUUUCUUGAUCGGCGCACACUACCAGCUGAUGCACAGCAUCGCCGCUCUCGGUGCGGUGGCCUUCGGUCAGGUCGUCAAAACGACGAGCCCGGUCGCGGCGAAGCGCUUCACCAUCGCGGCGUGGUUGUUCCUGGCCGGCACCACUCUCUUUUCGGGCACGAUUUACGCGCGCACCUUCGGCGCCCCGAAGGAAAUGGGUCGGUUGGCUCCCACGGGCGGCUACGUUAUGAUGGGCGGUUGGGCGUGCCUCGCCGCGGCCGCUUUCGCACUUUAG